Messenger RNA from Macroventuria anomochaeta, 1180 nucleotides. RefSeq lists its product as uncharacterized. Bases 276 to 1055 code for a protein of 259 amino acids. The transcript has a single exon. NCBI's taxonomy places the organism in Eukaryota, Fungi, Ascomycota, Dothideomycetes, Pleosporales, Didymellaceae. The record is from RefSeq and is a predicted model, not a curated record.
CGGGUACAUGGGCCGACAUUUUGAGAACCAACCUCUAUACUCCACAAGUCACUGCAAGAACGAACAGCCAUCUUUCAUGUCCUUUCUCCGCAACGUGCAGCUGCGGGCGGGCACACCUCUGUCUCUGGAAACAAAUCCUCUACACUUCCGUCAGUUUCCCGCCUUCUCUGCCUCAGCGGAGCACACCCGACGAGCCGAACAUCUGCUUGCACAUUUUGCAAAGCCCAUGCAGCCGGCUGACAGCCGAGAAAGAUCGACAUCAAGAUGACCGGUGAAUGGUUGACGGUCAGACCCGCAGCAGAACCUCAAGCUCCAACAGUUGUCUAACUUCAGAGAGACUUGUAGCCGCCACCCUACUGCACUCCACACUUGCACUAAGCUUAGGCACCUUCACAAUGGGCACGCGAGACCGAGAACAAUUCGUGAAUAAUUACCAUACAUCAUUAAUGAGGCAGAAAGUACCACAAGAGUUCUUAACCUAUCAAGUCGACACACAUCGUGCCGUCGGAGCCCAAAAACACGCUCGUCUAUUAUCUUUAGAACAUGCAUCUAAUCCAAGCAUUCUUCUUAUACGCUCUACCCCAAUGAACUCCGUUCUAAUCAUUCUUAACUCCUCCAUCAAGAACGCGCAGCAACCCUCUUUCCCCCACACCCCGUACAAAUCCCAUCCUUCUCAACCUUCAAACACCACAACUUCACACCCUCACUCUUAUCACUCCCUUCAUACACCCUCACUGGCUUCGAUUUCCCCUCCUCUGUUAAACAUCGUCAGCAAUCUCCUCUCACCUUCACCACUCUUAUUAUUUCGAGACACAUACCUUGCUCAUGAACCGACUUCGGCUCCGGAGUAUGCCACCGCUCAACCUCAUCGUAGCAGGCUGCCCAGUCGUACUCUUGUGCUUCUGAGAGAACGGUCUCGGGGAUCACCAUUGUGGAGGCGCCGGCGGAGUAGUAUUCUAGGGCUCGGCGUUGGGCGCGACAGUGGCCUGUUGGGUGGGUGUGAGGUGGUGAGUUGGUCAUUGUGGUGUGGCGAUAUCUGUAGUUGUGUCUGUUGAGUAAAGAUAGGUAGGUAGGUAAAUAGAUGUGAUGUUGGUAGUGAAAUUGAUUUGUAUUAAUAAAAAGAGUCGAGGUACGGCACAGUGAGGUGCUUUUAUAUAGAUUGAGGCUCAGCUGCAGUGCG